UUUGUUUUCAGGUGCACUGCGCAUGCCCCAGAGGAUGUCUUGCCUGCAUGUCAGAAAACACUGAAUGAUCUACAAACAGACUAUCUAGAUCUGUACCUGAUCCAUUUGCCAAAUUCCUUCAACAAAGAAAAAAAAGAACCUGAUCCUGAAAGAAUUCUUGGCUACUCCGCUGAACGUUUUGCUAAGACAUGGAAGGCCAUGGAAGAACUUGUUGAGAAAGGCCUGUGUAAGGCCAUUGGCAUUUCAAAUUACACCAUCAAGAAAACGGAAGAUCUUCUGAAAACUGCCAAAAUAAUGCCAGCUUGUAACCAAGUGGAAUGCCAUCCGUAUUUUCGCCAAGAAGAACUAAAAAAGUACUGCGACAGCAAAGGGAUUGUAGUGGCAGGUUACUCUCCCUUAGGAUCAAGUGACAGACCAAGUGGGUUUGUCCGUAAGGAUGAUCCUAUCGUAUUGAAUGAACCAGUUUUGAAGAAAAUUGCCGAGAAACACAACACCACUGUCGCACUGGUCGCUCUAGCCUGGGGAAUCAAGCGUGGAAUUUCAGUUCUUCCAAAAUCUGUCUCUGAAAACCACAUCAAGGAGAAUCUAGAAGCCCUUAAUGUUAAACUGGACGACGACGACAUGAAGGCGGUCGAGAACAUUGGCGUCCGCCAUCGAUACUUUAAUAUGCACUGGCCAUACACUAACAGUAAGCUGGAAGUUCCUAAAGAUCUGUGGGAUGGGGAGGAGUAGUUACUGCAGUGGAGAUGAGAUGGAAUUCAAGCAACAAGCAACCAACAGCCUUUAAGCCUAACCAUUCAAUGUUGAUUCUCAGCUUGAUUUGCUCUUUAGUCUGUGUCAGAACUUCCUCUUCAUUAUGUUGGUAAACAAAAAACAAAUGUAAUAAAAUUGGUGUUGUUAAGGUAAUUCCGCUGAAAUAAAAGUGACAAUAGAUUUUUGUUCAA
Messenger RNA from Orbicella faveolata, 944 nucleotides. Its product is annotated as aldo-keto reductase family 1 member A1-A-like. Gene Ontology annotation, molecular function: oxidoreductase activity. The record is from RefSeq and is a predicted model, not a curated record. NCBI's taxonomy places the organism in Eukaryota, Metazoa, Cnidaria, Anthozoa, Scleractinia, Merulinidae.